AGAAGCAAGGAAGAAAUGGAUUAUUUGAGUGACUGUUAUUGGACACGUUCUGGAUUGAAAUGUCUUUUUGCUUCCUGUAGGGUCAUCCGCUUCGUGGUUCGCCAUGUGAAGUACUUCCUUGGUCUGCGCUUUCAGGUCAGCGGUUGGGAACAUCUCCAGACAGAUGGACCAUACGUCAUCAUCUCCAACCACCAGUCAUCACUCGAUGUGCUAGGUAUGAUGGAGAUCCUGCCGGACCGCUGCACGAUGAUCGCUAAGAAGGAGCUGGUUUGGGCCGGGACAGUGGGCAUGGUUUGCUGGCUGGGAGGAAUCGUCUUCAUUAACCGCCAAAAGACCAGGGACGCCAAGAACGUCAUGAGCGAUGCCGCUAAAACCAUGUUGGCCGAUCAGAUCCGAUUGUGGGUGUUUCCAGAAGGCACACGGAAUCAGAACGGCGGGCUUUUGCCUUUCAAAAAGGGAGCGUUUCACCUGGCCAUUCAAGCACAGGUUCCCAUCAUACCCAUCGUCUUCUCUUCCUACAGCAACUUCUACCUACGGAAAGAGAAAGAGUUCAAAUCAGGAACCAUUACUCUGAAAGUCCUACCAAAGAUCGAGACAAAGGGACUGACGGCAGAUGAUGUGACGACGCUCUCCGAGAAAUCCUUCAGUGUCAUGCAUUCGGCCUUCAUGGAGAUCUCCAGCCAAACCACGCAGAGCAAUGGGCCCGUCUUCCCACUGAGCGCUCCGACAACAAGGAUGGCUCGAGACCACGUCGUUGGUAAUCAUGCCAACCAGGCGCUUUAGUGUCCUCCCCGCGGUCCUCAUGAAGCAGGAACACAUGUCCAUACAGACAGACACAUGCAUUCACCUUGAAUACAGUACAUACAGCAGAUGUUAAUUUAGCCUAUUUUUGAUCUUCCAUUGGACUCCAGGGGGCGCUAAGAGGCAGAACGGCGGGUUUUUCUGGCGUGCCGCUUUAACUGCGUCCUCUUUGAUGUUGGUUCGGACUGCUUUCGUUCAGCGACGGGUUGCGUUUUGCAGCGACGCCCUGAGAACAUCGUAGAUGUGCAUUCGACAUGCAUGCCUUUUUCUCUGUUUCUCUUCCUUCCUUUUGAUCUACCAAGACUCAUUUGUGUAGAUCGCCUUUUCCUCAAAGUACUUUGCUUGCAUUUUGGACAGCCAUCUGUAUGCGUUUUUCUUCUGUCAUUGUUUGCUUUUGUAUUCAAGUCUUAUGCAAGAGUAUUUUUCUUUAAAGACUUCCCUUUACUGUUUUAUAUAACUUUCAUUUAUUGACCAAAAAGAUUGAUUUGGAAAUGUCCUAUACAUUCCAGAGUAAAGCUUUUUGUGUCAUCACAAUUAAGGAUUCAGAAAAGGCAAACAGAUUUUGCGCUGCUGACUAUUAGCUCUGUUUCCUGUUUGCCAUUUAAAGGUUUAGUUUGUAACAAAUAUCUCUAUUGUCACCGUUAUCAAGUGUGGCUUAUUCCUG
Molecule: messenger RNA, 1465 nt
Organism: Carassius auratus (goldfish)
Lineage: Eukaryota; Metazoa; Chordata; Actinopteri; Cypriniformes; Cyprinidae
Product: 1-acyl-sn-glycerol-3-phosphate acyltransferase alpha-like
Exons: 5
Coding region: 16-783 (255 amino acids)
Biological process (GO): phosphatidic acid biosynthetic process
Cellular component (GO): endoplasmic reticulum; membrane
Molecular function (GO): 1-acylglycerol-3-phosphate O-acyltransferase activity
Source: RefSeq, a predicted model, not a curated record